UGAAGAAGGGUGAAGUGAAGUUUAAACAAAAUGGCAGUCAGUUGGCCGUUAAGUGGCAUGAUAAACGUGACGUUCAUAUGCUCACCACUGUUCAUUCAUCAGUGAUGUCAGCCACGGCAAGGAUUGAUCAUGCCACCGGGGAGAGGAAACUCAAGCCAGCUUGUGUUCUUGACUAUAACAAGAAGAUGGGGGCUGUGGACAAGGCGGACAUGGUGAACAGCUUUGUCAAAUGUGCCAGGAAGACUACCAAGUGGUAUAAGAAAGUCUUCUUUCACUUGGUAGACACUGCUGUUCUCAAUGGCCACAUCGUCCACCGUCAACAGUCUGGGAGAGUCAUCCCUUACCAGGAAUACAGACUGAACUUGAUGAAACAGCUGCUCGAGGUGCAUCAUACACCUCGACGCCCAUCCACCGGUGGCCGUCCCACAUCAGACAAUCCUCUGCGGUUGACUGCCAGGCACUUUCCCUCGGAGGUCCCUCAGACUGCUACCCAAGGAAGCAGGACCAGGAGGAAGUGCAAGGUGUGCACUUCAUGCCACAACAACUGAUCAAGCCAACAGAUCUCCCGUUCUACCUUGGCCGUUGAGCGGGAUUUAAAAGCCAACGGUUCAAGCAGCAGGUUUGUAUGUGACUUUCUGCCUUGGCGUUGAGCGGGAUUUAAAAGCCAACGGUACAAGUAGCAGAUUUUCAACACUCCCUGCAUUAUACAUAUAUACAUAUAUAAUGAUAUUCAACAAUUGUUUCUAUUGUACUGCCCUUUCUCUGUUUCAGAUAUGUAGUUCCGGUUAUAAAAAAAAACAACAAAAAAAAGAUUUGUUUCAGAUAUCCUGUUCCUGUUAUAACCCCCCCCCCCCCCCCCCACUACACACACACAAAUAUAUUUUCUGUUUCAGAUAUUCUUCGAGAUAUCCAGUUUGUGUAAAAAAAAUAAAUAAAAAAAAAAACUUAUUUUUUCCCCAGAUAUCCAGUUCAGUUCCUGUUAUAAAACCUUUUUUUCAGAUAUCCAGUUCCUGUUAUAAAAAAAACACAAAAAAAACCCAAAAAAACUAACCACCUCUUCUAGAACCAUCACCUUAUCGCGGUGAAGAGGUUUGUGUGUCCUAAUGAACCUGGGGGCUGUGUUGUCUUGAGCCUGGUGCUCCUGGUAGGGUCUCCCAAGACAAAGUGGUCUCAGGUGAGGGGCCAGACUAAGAAUGGUUCAAAAAAACUAAGGACGACAUAGUAAACCAACAGAGGAGUCAACCUGCUCGGAGCCCUAGUCUGGAGCCAAAACAAUAAACUCUCUUUUUUUUCAGAUAACCGUCAAGCUAUCCAGUUGUUUCAAUGUGUACUAAUUGUUCUUUCCAAAAAAUGAAACAAUUGGUUAUAUGUACAUAUAUCAGAUGGACUUCAAGCUAUACUUUCUCUUUUUAUACUACUAUGCACUAAUUAUUAUUUCUGUUUCAGAUAACACAUUUCGACCUUCGCCGUUGAGUGGGCAAACUAGAACCUAGAACUUAAAGAUUUUCCAGGAGCUUGCUUGAUCGCCUUUUUGCUAGGGGUCAGGGAAUAAUUUUCCAGUCUCGCCUUUAUUGGCUCAAAUUGGCUGACUGGUUUUUCGAUUCCCUCUGGAAAAGCAGUUUUUAAUUAUAUAAAAUAAAAACAAUUGUUUUAAAUACUGAACUACUGUGUCUUUUGUACAUGUAU
This is a messenger RNA of Hypomesus transpacificus, 1686 nucleotides long. Its product is annotated as piggyBac transposable element-derived protein 4-like. The record is from RefSeq and is a predicted model, not a curated record. Lineage: Eukaryota; Metazoa; Chordata; Actinopteri; Osmeriformes; Osmeridae. Bases 78 to 548 code for a protein of 156 amino acids. The transcript has 2 exons.